AUGAAAGAUCGGCUAAACGAGCUGCGGGAAUUUGCCAGGUUACACAACCAACAGUUUUCUGAUGGUGAGGAUGAUGAAAAUUCACCCCAUGAUAUUCUCCUUUAUGAGACUGAUUAUGCCUUGGAAAUUCUUCAUAAAGACAUACAGAACAUCCGGACAGAAAAUGACCACCUAAAAGAGGAUGUCAAACGGCUCAGAAAGCAAAACAACCGCUUCCUUACUUCCAUGCGCCGUAUUAGUAGCAUCAAACGAGAUACCAAUUGUAUUGCCAGAGACAUCAAGGCCCGUGGAGAAAACAUCCACAGGAAACUCCAGAUAAUGAGAGAUUUCUGUGAAGACGCAAUCACAAAAUACGGGGCUAUGUCUGUCAUUGCCAGGGUAGCGAAGAACCACUACGUUGACCUCAUGCACACAUUUCAGGAAGCUAUGUUUGACUACAACGCAGCAGAGAUGAACCAACGGGAGAACUGCAAGAUUCGAAUACAGCGGCAGCUAGAGAUCAUGGGCAAAGAUGUUUCUGGCAACCAGAUCGAGGAGAUGAUUGAGCAAGGCAAGUGGGAUGUCUUCUCUGAGAAUCUCCUGUCGGACGUUAAGGGGGCUCGCUCAGCCUUGAAUGAGAUAGAGAUGCGCCAUAAGGAGCUGGUGAAGUUAGAAGGCCGCAUCAAGGAUAUUCACGAGCUCUUUCUGCAGGUGGCCCUGCUAGUGGAGGAACAGGCAGACACCUUUGAUGUAAUUGAGAUAAAUAUGCAAAAUGUUGAGGACUAUGUAGGAGAAGCUAAAGACCAAGUGAAAAAAGCUUUGGAAUACAGAAGAAAGCACCCCCUCAGAACAAUCCUCUGCUGCUGCAUAUCCUGUUGCAGAAGGAGACUAUCCCAGUGA
This is a messenger RNA of Pterocles gutturalis (yellow-throated sandgrouse), 879 nucleotides long. It is a transcript of the gene STX11, whose product is annotated as syntaxin 11. Gene Ontology annotation, biological process: exocytosis; synaptic vesicle fusion to presynaptic active zone membrane; intracellular protein transport. Lineage: Eukaryota; Metazoa; Chordata; Aves; Pterocliformes; Pteroclidae. The record is from RefSeq and is a predicted model, not a curated record. The transcript has a single exon. Gene Ontology annotation, cellular component: SNARE complex; synaptic vesicle; plasma membrane. The coding region runs from base 1 to 879 and encodes 292 amino acids. Gene Ontology annotation, molecular function: SNARE binding; SNAP receptor activity.